AUGGCUCAAAAUAAAAAUAUUGACUAUAUCAAGGCUCUGUACCUGUGGCUGGGAAAUGAAAAAGUGAUGAGCACUUAUUGCAAAUACCACUUGGAGGACGCCGAGGCCGAGGCCGAGGCCCUGGCCCCGGUGGUGCCCGCCGGCCCGAGCCCCCGCGCGCCCCUGGGCCCGGCCUCCGCCGCCGCCGCCGCGGGCCUGCUGCUCUACCUGUGCCCCGAGGCGCAGUGCGGCCAGACCUUCGCCAAGAAGCACCAGCUGAAGGUGCACCUGCUGACGCACAGCAGCAGCCAGGGCCAGCGGCCCUUCAAGUGCCCGCUGGGCGGCUGCGGCUGGACCUUCACCACGUCCUACAAGCUCAAGCGGCACCUGCAGUCGCACGACAAGCUGCGGCCCUUCGGCUGCCCGGCGCCCGGCUGCGGCAAGAGCUUCACCACCGUGUACAACCUCAAGGCGCACAUGAAGGGCCACGAGCAGGAGAACUCCUUCAAGUGCGAGGUGUGCGAGGACAGCUUCCCCACGCAGGCCAAGCUGAGCGCCCACCAGCGCAGCCACUUCGAGCCCGAGCGGCCCUACCAGUGCGCCUUCUCGGGCUGCAAGAAGACCUUCAUCACCGUCAGCGCGCUCUUCUCCCACAACCGCGCGCACUUCCGCGAGCAGGAGCUCUUCUCCUGCUCCUUCCCGGGCUGCAGCAAGCAGUACGACAAGGCCUGCCGCCUCAAGAUCCACCUGCGCAGCCACACGGGCGAGCGGCCCUUCCUGUGCGACUUCGACGGCUGCGGCUGGAACUUCACCAGCAUGUCCAAGCUGCUGCGCCACAAGCGCAAGCACGACGACGACCGCCGCUUCCUGUGCCCCGUGCAGGGCUGCGGCAAGUCCUUCACCCGCGCCGAGCACCUCAAGGGCCACAGCAUCACCCACCUGGGCACCAAGCCCUUCGUGUGCCCCGUCGAGGGCUGCUCCGCCCGCUUCUCCGCGCGCAGCAGCCUCUACAUCCACUCCAAGAAGCACCUGCAGGACGUGGACACCUGGAAGAGCCGCUGCCCCGUCUCCACCUGCAACAAGCUCUUCACCUCCAAGCACAGCAUGAAGACCCACAUGGCCAAGAGGCACAACCUGGGCCAGGGCCUGCUGGCGCAGCUGGAGGCCGCCACCGCCCUCACGCCCAGCAGCGAGCUGGCCAGCCAGGGCCACAGCGACCUCAGCGACGCCGAGCUGGUGUCCCUCUUCUCGGAGGUGCCCGGCGGGGGCGCCGCUGCGGUGCUGGACACGGCCCUGGUCAGCUCGGGCAUCUUGACUAUCGACGUGGCUUCCGUGAGCUCCACUCUGGCCGGCAGCCUCCCCGCCAGCGGAGGGAGCAGCGGCAGCGGGGGCGGCAGCGUUUCUUGGGGCCGCCCGUGGGACCCUCGCGCCCUGCUGGCCACCACCGACCUGCCUCAGAGCCUGGAUACCUCUUCUCUUCCUUCGGGACGACGGCCACCGGCUUUCCAGCACAGCCCCCUGGACAUGGACGACGUGUCCCGGCCCCGGGCGCGGGGCCGCUGGGUCGCUGGCUUCCUGGCCAUGAAGACCUGCGGCCAGGAGCCCAGCCUGACGCCCAGCAGCAAGCUGACCGUGGACACCGACGCGCUGACGCCGUCCAGCACCCUCUGCGAGAGCAGCGUCUCCGAGCUGCUGACGCCCACCAAGGCCGACUGGGCCGUGCACCCCGACUCGGACUUCUUCGCGCAGGAGGAGGAGGACGACACCCAGUUCGGCUUCUCCCACCCCGCGGGCAGCCACGGCUGUCCCUGUCCGAAGGAGACGGAUCUCAUCACCGUGACUGGCGGCUCCUUCUUGGUAUGAGCCCGCGCCCUUCAUUCCUCGCCACGUGGCCGACGUUCGCGAUGUUAAGGAUGCUCUGGGCUAACGGUGUGACUGCGGCCCUUUCUCUGGGGCCUGAGAAAGAACGUGGCCCCGGGCGACGCCUUUGCAGGUGUCAGUUCUGACCUUGAAUCUGGAACUGUCGAGUUGAGUGACCCUGAGCAAGUCACUCAACCUAUCUGAGCCUUAAUGUCCUUAUUUAUAAAAUGAGGUGGUUUGAAUAGAUUGCUUCUGAGGUCCUUUGA
Messenger RNA from Myotis lucifugus (little brown bat), 2105 nucleotides. Its product is annotated as zinc finger X-linked protein ZXDB-like. Gene Ontology annotation, cellular component: nucleus. Lineage: Eukaryota; Metazoa; Chordata; Mammalia; Chiroptera; Vespertilionidae. Gene Ontology annotation, molecular function: transcription coregulator activity. Gene Ontology annotation, biological process: regulation of transcription by RNA polymerase II. The record is from RefSeq and is a predicted model, not a curated record.